Larimichthys crocea (large yellow croaker) is the source of this 5364-nucleotide messenger RNA. Its product is annotated as receptor-type tyrosine-protein phosphatase S-like. The transcript has 10 exons. Gene Ontology annotation, molecular function: protein tyrosine phosphatase activity. Gene Ontology annotation, biological process: protein dephosphorylation. The record is from RefSeq and is a predicted model, not a curated record. Bases 1 to 1455 code for a protein of 484 amino acids. Lineage: Eukaryota; Metazoa; Chordata; Actinopteri; Sciaenidae.
AUGAGAAGUGUCCUGGCUCAUUACAACGCCUGCAAAGUAAGGGACCAGGCCGUGGUGGAUGACGGUACUGACACUGAGGAGGAUGGGACAGCAGCCUGUGGGCCCCCAUGGACACCAUACUGGACACCAUACACUGACGGGACCGAUUGGCUGCAACCUCUCACACCACCAAGCAAACCCUCGGGCUCCCAGCGAAUCGCCUCAGCCCUCACAUCAAGCAAGAAUGGCUCCAGUGAGAAGCGGGAGGUCCGUCAAUUCCAGUUCACAGCGUGGCCUGACCAUGGUGUACCAGAAUACCCGACCCCCUUCCUGGCCUUCCUCCGUAGGGUGAAGACCUGCAACCCACCUGACGCUGGACCCAUCAUCGCACACUGCAGUGCGGGUGUCGGCCGGACAGGUUGCUUCAUCGUCAUCGACGCCAUGCUUGAGCGCAUCAAGCACGAGAAGACGGUCGACAUUUACGGCCACGUGACGCUGAUGCGCUCACAGCGGAACUACAUGGUGCAGACAGAGGACCAGUACAGCUUCAUUCACGAUGCACUGCUGGAGGCAGUGGCCUGCGGCAACACUGAAGUGGCUGCUCGGAGCCUCUAUUCCUAUAUCCAGAAGCUGGCCCAGGUGGAGAGCGGAGAGCACGUGACUGGCAUGGAGCUAGAGUUUAAGCGUUUGGCCAACUCCAAAGCCCACACUUCGCGCUUCAUCAGUGCCAACCUUCCCUGCAACAAGUUCAAGAAUCGACUGGUCAACAUCAUGCCCUAUGAGACCACGCGUGUCUGUCUGCAGCCAAUCAGAGGCCUGGAAGGAUCCGAUUACAUCAAUGCCAGCUUCAUUGAUGGAUACAGGCAACAGAAGGCCUACAUUGCAACACAGGGCCCUCUGGCAGAGACUACAGAAGACUUCUGGAGAAUGCUCUGGGAAAACAACUCUACUAUUGUAGUCAUGUUGACCAAACUGAGAGAGAUGGGAAGGGAAAAGUGUCAUCAGUACUGGCCGGCGGAGCGCUCUGCCAGGUACCAGUACUUUGUGGUUGAUCCCAUGGCAGAGUACAACAUGCCGCAGUACAUCCUCCGAGAAUUCAAGGUCACAGAUGCCAGGGAUGGCCAAUCCAGGACAGUAAGGCAGUUCCAGUUUACUGAUUGGCCGGAGCAAGGCGUGCCUAAAUCCGGGGAGGGAUUCAUUGAUUUCAUUGGCCAGGUGCAUAAAACCAAGGAGCAGUUUGGACAGGAUGGACCUAUCUCUGUCCACUGCAGUGCUGGCGUGGGCAGGACCGGAGUCUUCAUCACCCUCAGCAUUGUCUUGGAGCGAAUGCGCUAUGAAGGCGUGGUUGAUAUCUUCCAGACAGUGAAGAUGCUCCGGACACAGAGGCCAGCCAUGGUCCAGACUGAGGAUGAGUACCAAUUCUGCUAUCAUGCAGCUCUGGAGUAUUUAGGAAGCUUUGAUCACUAUGCAACGUAAAAAGCCAUCUCUUCCCCCAAGAAUCCUGUCGCCCCCCUCAACAGUCUCCUGAGCCAUAGAAACUUUGAAAUUUGAAAAGACGACAGCAGACGACGAUAACAUCAGUAAUUCAGACACUCCUAACAGGAUCCCAUUGUAGAUUUUUAGAAGACGACGCCCAACCAACCAGUUUAGAAUAAUUCCAAUUCGACUAAGAGACCAGUCAUGAUCAAAAUUGGCCAGAAAAGAGUAUUCUCCUCAGGAGAGGAACCAGACGCUGUGGCUCAAGCUGUGGGGCAGGAAUCGAUCAAAGUGUCAGACUGCUUACCUUACCUCAAGUGUUUCAAUGUGGAGGACAUUGUAAACAUUCGUGGACAUUUCUCUUCUCAAAAAUAUCUUCGUGAUACAACGGUAACAAGCAACAGAUAAUGAAGGAGAAAGCAACAGCAAAAAUCAAUGAGAGGCAGAUGGAUGUAGCCAAGAUGGGGUGACUUUCUUGUUUUUUUGAUAUGCUUGGGUGUCAAAAGGGAGUUCAAGUAUUUCUAUCAACGCAUUUUGUGAGUGAUAUCCAGAGAAAUGACCAAAUUGUGGUUGCCUGUGUGAACACAAAUGGUUUUCCCCAAACUCUGGUAAGACAAAAUAUCAAAAGAGUGGAAGCAUAACUAGCACCUGAACACUACCAUCUGGCAUUAAAUAAACCAAGUUUUUUUACGCUGUCCCACUAAUGAUAUGCAUAAUUUGUGUGUAGAAACACUCAACUAUUAAAGUAUACAUCACAUACCUGCCUGUUCUCAAGCGCUAAGAGCUUAGAGAAGGCAUUGUCAGUGGUUGUUGGGAAGAAAGCAGCAGCACAUAUAUUAAGAUCAGUUAGUUUUAUGAAUUGUGAAGUUGUGUAAUAUCAGUAUCCCAAGCCAGGUAACCACAGUGAUGUUGAAAAGUACCACAGUGUAUUUAAAAAGUGCUCCAGGAGGCUUGUGUUUCAGUCACCAGAGAAAUCGGGGGAAACUUCAGUUGUUGCGAGAAGCUGCGGCUGGGUCGUCUCACAGAUGGUUAUGCUGGGAGAAAUGGCGACCGUGUCCCAUGAUUUUUUACAAUCACUCCUCUCUUCGGAACCAUUGCAUCAUGGGGCUUCGGUGUUAACAUCCACCAUUUUGAACAAGAGAUAAAUCUGGUGGGCAAGAAGCUUUGGAACAAACGGAACAACCAAACAAGGAUCGCCACAAAGUCGGGGCUUUCUUUGUGUACAGUGACCAACGCUCAUCAUCAUUGUUUCAAACUUUUUUGUCUUAUGAGGAAUUAUCGUUCUUUCUUUUUUUGUUUUUAUUUUCUGUCAAAACCAAACAUGCUGCUUAUCUAGUGUAUGCUGUACGUGUGACUCUUGAGGGAGAGGAAACUGACAAACAAAAGAUGCCAGCUCUGCUAACCGCCCGCAACCAAGCAGGCAUGACUGAAAGUGCAUCCACAUGACGACAUCGUCCACCAGUCUUUUCCACCUCUCCUUUCUUUUCUUUCUCCUCUAUAAUCAUCUAUUUCAUUGUAUAAGACACUCAAGAGUGACAGAGGCCUGUUGCAAUUACAAAGCUGUACAUUCAUGUGGUUGAAAAAAUUGGCCUUUAGUUCCACUGUAUGUGUGUUUGGUAACAGGUGGAUAAACAAAGUAGUUGCUUUGAUUUUUGUCCUCCGUUUUAUAGAUGAUGUCUCUGUGGAUGCCACAGCAAGACCAGGCAGCCAUGUUGGAUAUCAAUGCCAUGAUGUGAUAAUGAAAUUCUUCGUUACGAGUUACUUGCACAUCCCUAAGAAAAAAAAAAAAAAGAAAGGAAAAAAAAAAACUUGAAACCAAUACCCCAAAAACAAACGCAGGUUGGAUUUGACACACUAAUCUAUACGUGUCUGAAAAAAAGCAAGCUUUUUAAAUUACCAGGUUUUCAUUUUGAGAUCAGUCUUUCGGUAUAGAUGAGUGUGCGGAUUCUGCAAAGAUGGGUGUGCACAAAAACCAGAGCGAUGGACAGAACUGUGUGUAAUCUUUUCUUAUUUCCAGAAAAGCCUUAUUGUUAUUGUAACAUUAUGUAAACAUUAAUGUUGUAUUAUGACGACUUAUUUUACAUUACAUAGUUGACUUUUUAUUUUCUUUUUGGUUUAGUUUUUUAACAGAUGUUGUAUCUCUUUUUUUUUUUUAAUUAGCAGGAAAAGAGAAAUGCUUAUUUGUUCAUAUUGCGUUUAAAGACAUUCUAUUUUUUCACUGUAGAAAUGUUAAGUAUAACAUGUCUGUGUGGAUGUGUGCAUAUAUGUAUUUAUGCAUAUAUAUACUGCACACUCACACAUGCAUAUAUAUUUAAAUGCAGAAUAUAAAGAUAUAUCCAAACACUUAGUAUUAAUUCAAUUUUUCUCCUCAUCAGUUAUUUUUUUUAUAUAUACCAGUCAGUGCUCAUGUUUGAAAAUAUGACUUUUUAUUAGUUCCUUUUUGUUUGUGUUUGUUUUUUUGUAAUCUUAGAGACCUUGUGUGUUUCUUGUCAAAAAAGGGUAAGGGGAUGUCAAUCCUCUGCCUCCACUCACCAGUUUAACUUCUACUGCUGGGUAGAUCCUGUGCCGAUGAGGAGACGCCAUUUUUAAACCUUCUUUAUCAUUAACUUGUAGGCAUUAGUAUUAUUUUGUUUUGUUUUUUGAGCAACUGUUGAAUGAUGAACUGGUCUACAAAAUAUCUAAUCAAUCAAAAAAUUUCAUAAUUAAACUUCUUUUGUUAUCUAUGUCAGCCCAACUUGACAUACUGUACCUUGUAUGAUCAUGUAUAGCCUAUGACCCUCACAGAUUUAAGAAAAAAAGUUCUUUCUCUUAUUUUUUACUUUCAUUAUUUUCAGACAUAACGUGGUCAUUCAUUUUGUUAGAUAUCCACUAUGAUCUAGAAUAUACUUGUAAAUAAACAAAUAUAUAGAUUAUAUGUAUUUGUAUCAUUUGACCCUCAAGAUCUCAUACUUUAAGUGGGAACAGAAUUACAAAGAUCAAGGGUUCUGCUCAUAUCCGACUUCCUGGUGUUUGUAAAGCCUGUUUUCUCUCCUUCUGAAAUGUUCUUUCUCCAGCCCUGCUCCCUGAUCUUUAAUUACCACUCGCUUUUUUCCUGUCUUUAAUUUCCCCUGCUAGCAGUUAAACUGGGAAACAAGCCAGCUCCUGUUCUCACACCUAUAGCCUCAAUGAGGGCAUGAAAUCAGCAUCAGUUGUCUGCUGGUGUCAUUCAUUCAAGGACAGCAAGUUAGUCCACUUGACUCACAACCAUUUGAUUUGGUAAUCAACACUCAAUUCAACGUCCUGUUACAUUCUCAUACUCGAUGUGGACAGUAACUCUUUCCCACCCUGAUAUUAGUACGGAUCAACAAGGGAUAAGAUGGACUUUUCUCUUUUACAACAUGGAACUAAAGCAACUGCAGGUAAAAUAAUUGGUCCUCCAAAAUCUCCAAAUUCAACAAAAAAUAAAUUACCGAGGUCUAGAUUUUAGAUAUUUCCCUGCUACUGUGAGAAAUAAUGGUGUUCUUCAUUUCUUAAAAGUUUCCCAUAAAUCGCCAGAAGUUCCUCAGCUGUCCAACUGCCUAAAAUGCCAAUGUGUUGUCCAUAAAUAUGUCAUUGGCUGAUGGAUGCAGCUAUGCUGAAGGCCAUAAAUAGUUCAUUUGCAACAGGACAUAUUGAUUUAUUUUGUCCCUAUUGCAUUUUAAACAUUGUAUAGAACCAUACUUUGUGUUUUUGUUCAGCCAUGUUUCGUUGUGGGAUGCAGAAAGAAAUCAGGACUCAAUGAAACAGAGCAGUGCGAUGCAACCAAGGGAAGAACAAGACAACCAAAAACUUGCUGCAAAUUCACAUUUCCAGCACGUCAUUUCUGAACAGUGGGAACCUUGAGAUGUUUCAUAAUGAACUAAAAUCCUGAACUGAAGUCUUUUGGAACUU